UUAAGGUACUCAUUGCGCUUCAGGCGAACGUGACGCGCGGUGCUUCAGUUUCCGUCUGUACUCACUGAACCAUCGCUUUAUUUCAAAUGAAGCAUCCUCUCGUGCCGUUAUUAAGUUUUGAUAGGUGAUAUAACAGCUUCAACUUCGCCAUGAGCUGCUUGGAUGUAAUGUAUCAAGUUUAUGGUCCACCUCAGCCAUAUUUUGCCGCAGCAUACACACCGUAUCACCAUCAGAAAUUGGCAUUUUACUCGAAAAUGCAAGAAGCACCAGAAACGGUCAGCGGAAGCAGUUCGUCUUUUUCCACCCUCUCCGGGCCACCCAUAAAAGAGGAGGACUGUACCCGAGAGAAAGAUCACCCACCAGAGGCUGAGUACAUCAGCUCCAGAUGUGUGCUUUUCACAUACUUUCAAGGGGACAUCAGUUCGGUGGUCGAUGAACAUUUCAGUCGGGCUUUGAGUCAGUCCAGCAGCUACCCAUCUGCAUCCAACAACAGUAAAACCGCAAGAGGUGCAUCAUCCUGGAGAGAUGGAUCAUUCCCUAUGAACCAGAGAAGCUUUCCUCCAUCGUUCUGGAACAGCGCGUAUCAGCCGUCAUCUCUCAGCAGCGCUCUGGGAUCCUCCCAUUCGGAUCUUCCCUUCCCAGCAGACCCAUACUCCACCGCUUCCUUACACAGCCACCUCCACCAGACCACCCCAGAGCCCUGGCACCCGUCUCACCACCAUCACCCUUACUCACUCAGUGGGGCGAUCGGCACCCAGAGCUCGGCUUACCCCCGGCCCUCUAUGCACGAUAUGUACGGAACGCACUUUGACCCCCGUUACGGCUCUCUGCUCGUGCCCUCGGUGCGGCCGCAUAGACUUCCCCCUGCCACAGUACCCGCGUCUGGACAAUCGCCAUGUGAUAUCAGCAAGAGCGAGCCGGGCAGCUCAGCGUGGUCUGGCGCUUUUACGGCGGCGAGCUCUGAUAUGGGUCUGAACAUGGAUGCAGGUCUACAGAGCCAGGAUAAGAGCAAGGACCUCUACUGGUUUUAGUGCCCCGCGGCCACUUCUUCUUCUUCAUCUGGCUUGUCUUUUCUCUGACCUGUAGACAAUCAGAGGCUUUUCUGUAACAGAUUCUCAUCUCACUUGCAGCUCGACGCUACACGCUCUGCAGCGGGACCGUCCGCAGCUGAAAAUAAAGCCACGGCGGAUAACCCAUUCGGACGAGCGUGAAACUCUCUAGAUAGAGAAAAGACAGAACAGAGAGAAGCGGUGAGGCGACACGGCGGCUUUCCAGAAAUACACGGUGGCGUGACUGACUGGCAGCUGCUCUCGAACCCUUCCCUCCCUCGACCUUCUGCACGCUCAGCAAAACGGACCCAAAAUGAGUAAAUAAAUAGACGUGUUUUUGGGGGGACACUUGAGAUGGAUUUCCCUUUUUUUUAAGAAAUGAGAGUUUUUGGUGGGCGAGCUGCAUUCCUUAUCCCACAACACAGAGAGGGGCUGUUUGAAGCCACUUUACUCUAUGUAUAUUGCUUUCAGCACCUGUCAUCGACAACUGCUGUGGAACUUAUAAGACACACAAUGGCAGUUUCUUUGACCGAGCAAGCGCCAUGGAUUUCAUAAAAGAGGCAUUUUGUUGAAUCUGGACGUACGGCAAAAGGGAACAACUGGUUUGGGGGUUUUCGUGAGACGUGGGGGCUGACAGGAAUGGGACAAAAACAUUACGUUGUAUAUACUUUGUGUCUUAGUCCAGUGCUACAAACAGUGUACGAUCAAAGCGCAUGUGUGGUCGUGACAAUAUGCAGGUCGAUUUUGUUCAUUUGUACUUUUUUAAAGAACGUUCUCAUCCAAUUUAGGGUGACAUGGUCUCACCACGAUGUAUUUGAAUGUAUUUCAUCAUGUAAUAUAUUACAUCCUAAAGUAUUUUUCCAUGAUAUUGCAUCGAGGUAAAUGAGCUGUUGUCUGUUUUUAUCUGUUACCACUCUUCAUACUAAAGAACAAAACAUAAAACUCGACAAUAUGCAUUUAAAUUUUUAGUCCUUAUUCCCUUUUUUUAUUGCACGUUUACUUUAAGUAUAAUCACAUCUUUUAACAAUCAAACCUAAUUUAUUUCUGCAUAGUUUGGGUGUUGAGAAGGAAACAAAUGGCUGUAUUGUAGACCCGCUACUCAACCUUCAAACCCUCAAAGGCGACACCAUGGACGAUAAAAUAUUUUCAACUUUUUA
This is a messenger RNA of Paramisgurnus dabryanus, 2206 nucleotides long. RefSeq names its product vestigial-like family member 2a (gene vgll2a). The record is from RefSeq and is a predicted model, not a curated record. Gene Ontology annotation, cellular component: nucleus. Gene Ontology annotation, biological process: regulation of DNA-templated transcription. NCBI's taxonomy places the organism in Eukaryota, Metazoa, Chordata, Actinopteri, Cypriniformes, Cobitidae.